GCGGCCCCCGCCGCUACCGGCGCGCAGCAGCCUGCCGGCAGCCGGUGCCCGCCGGGCGGGGGCAGUGGCCUGUGCGCGGCUCCCUUCCCUGGCCCCGCCCGGAAGUGUUGGCCAGGAGGGGACCUCGAUUAGCGGCGCGACCUAACGGGCGAGGCUCCCCUCGGGAGGACGCUGGUGGCCCCCCGAGUCCCCGGCCGCUUCUCGCUAUGCUCUUCCGCUUCGGCAUAGUGCUGCCUGCCCGCAUGACGGAGGGCGGCGGCGAGCUCCUGCUGGCCGGUUCGCGGCCGGAGCUGGGCCAGUGGGACACGCAGCGUGCUGUGCCCAUGAAGCCAGCGCGGCCGACAGCCCCGCUGCCGGCCCAGGAGCCUGCGCUGUGGUUGGCGGAGGUUGUGCUAUCAGACGAGGACACCGCCAGCCCCUUCUGGUACAAAUUCCUCCGGCGACAGGGAGGCGACCUACUCUGGGAAGGUAAUGGGCCCCACUAUGAUCGUGUUUGUGUUUACAACCAGAGCAACGUAGUAGAUGGAGUUUACUGCCUCCCAAUAGCACACUGGAUUGAAGUCUCUGGACAUACCGAUGAGAUGAAACAUACAACUGACUUCUACUUUAAUAUUGCAGGACAUCAGGCUAUCCAUUACUCCAGAAUUCUGCCAAACCUCUGGCUGGGAAGUUGCCCUCGGCAGCUGGAGCAUGUGACUGUCAAGCUGAAGCAUGAGUUGGGUGUUACAGCUGUGAUGAACUUCCAGACCGAAUGGGACAUCGUUCAGAAUUCCUGGGGGUGCAACCGCUACCCAGAACCCAUGAGCCCUGACAUCCUCAUGAGGCUGUACAAAGAGGAAGGCAUUUCCUAUGUCUGGAUGCCAACCACAGAUAUGAGCACUGAAGGAAGAAUACAGAUGUUGCCACAAGCCGUUUGCCUCUUGCACGGGCUUCUGGAGAAUGGACACACUGUCUACGUUCACUGCAAUGCUGGUGUUGGCAGGUCUACAGCUGCUGUCAGUGGCUGGUUGAUGUACGUGCUGGGAUGGAGCCUGAGGAAAGUGCAGUACUUCUUGGCUUCCAGGAGACCAGCUGUCUACAUAGACGAAGAUGCACUGAACCGUGCAGAAGAUGAUUUCUACCAGAAGUUUGGGCACCUUCGUUCCUCAUACAAAAUACAGGAGUAGAAAAGUAGAAGAGGAGAACAAAGUUGAAAACGAAUCCUUACGUUUGCACCCCAAGGACUUGGAAAUCAUGAGUCAGACAACUUUUUCUCUUCAGAUUAUAAAGCUUGGCAUAAAAAUAA
Molecule: messenger RNA, 1285 nt
Organism: Pogoniulus pusillus (Red-fronted tinkerbird)
Lineage: Eukaryota; Metazoa; Chordata; Aves; Piciformes; Lybiidae
Gene: EPM2A
Product: EPM2A glucan phosphatase, laforin
Exons: 4
Coding region: 207-1166 (319 amino acids)
Biological process (GO): protein dephosphorylation
Cellular component (GO): nucleus; cytoplasm
Molecular function (GO): starch binding; protein tyrosine/serine/threonine phosphatase activity; protein tyrosine phosphatase activity
Source: RefSeq, a predicted model, not a curated record